Molecule: messenger RNA, 1200 nt
Organism: Colletotrichum truncatum
Lineage: Eukaryota; Fungi; Ascomycota; Sordariomycetes; Glomerellales; Glomerellaceae
Product: tRNA (uridine-2 -o-)-methyltransferase trm7
Biological process (GO): cytoplasmic translation; tRNA methylation
Cellular component (GO): cytoplasm
Molecular function (GO): tRNA methyltransferase activity
Source: RefSeq, a predicted model, not a curated record
AUGGGAAAGUCUUCCAAGGAUAAGCGUGAUGCUUACUACCGCCUCGCCAAGGAACAAGGCUGGCGUGCACGCAGUGCUUUUAAGUUGCUGCAGCUUGAUGAGGAAUUCGACUUGUUCGCCAAUGUGACGAGGGUUGUCGAUUUGUGUGCCGCCCCUGGAAGUUGGUCGCAAGUGCUUUCUCGUGUUCUCAUCAAGGGAGAGAAGUUUGGUCGUUCAGCAUGGCAAGAUCGUGAGGCCAAAUUCCGCCAGGAGAUGCUUGGCGUCUUCCCUGCUACCCCUGAAUCUGAGGUGUCUGAGAAGACAGAGACAGAGUCUCAGGAGCCCCAGCCCCGCAAGGAUGUCAAGAUUGUGUCUAUUGACCUGCAGCCCAUUAGCCCUCUGCCAGGCAUCAUCACCCUCCGCGCAGACAUCACCCAUCCCGCUACUGUCCCGUUGCUGCUCAAGGCUCUGGACCCUGAAUACGAUGCCAACUCCAAGAGCAAGCAGGCGAGCAGCCCCGUCGACCUUGUCAUCAGUGACGGUGCACCCGAUGUAACUGGUCUUCACGAUCUCGACAUCUACGUUCAAUCACAACUCCUCUUUGCCGCUCUCAACCUCGCCCUUUGCGUGCUGAAGCCCGGCGGCAAGUUUGUCGCCAAGAUUUUCCGCGGCCGCAAUGUCGACCUCCUCUAUGCCCAGCUCAAGAUCUUCUUUGAGACUGUCAUCGUCGCCAAGCCCAGAUCCUCUCGUGCAAGCAGUGUGGAGGCUUUCAUCGUUUGCAUCAACUUCCAGCCCCCAGCCGGUUUCCAUGCCAGUCUGGAGAACCCGCUCGGUGUAGGCCACGAGCUACCUAAGAUGUUGGAGGAGAGGAGGGCUCAGUUGCCGGUUAUUGCCGACGCACUGAUGCAGAACCCUGUGCUCGGAACCUGGGAUACAGCACCUACUGCUUCCGCCUCGAGAGGUGCUGGUGAAGUGGUCGAGGUUGAAGCCUACGAUGAGACGGACGAGACCUCCGAUCACGAGAAGCACAUUAGAUGGAUUGCACCCUUUAUUGCGUGCGGCGAUCUUUCAGCAUUUGAUUCUGAUGCUUCCUAUCAGCUGCCUGAAGACCAUGUUUCUCUCGACCCUGUCCAGCCGCCAACUGCACCCCCUUACAAGCGUGCGAUCGAACUUCGAAAGGCCGCAGGUGGAGCCUAUGGCAAGACAUCCGUCAAGGUGUAA